Messenger RNA from Suillus plorans, 798 nucleotides. Its product is annotated as Tat binding protein 1-interacting protein-domain-containing protein. The record is from RefSeq and is a predicted model, not a curated record. Gene Ontology annotation, biological process: homologous chromosome pairing at meiosis; meiotic joint molecule formation; meiotic strand invasion involved in reciprocal meiotic recombination. The coding region runs from base 57 to 782 and encodes 241 amino acids. Lineage: Eukaryota; Fungi; Basidiomycota; Agaricomycetes; Boletales; Suillaceae. The transcript is spliced from 7 exons. Gene Ontology annotation, molecular function: double-stranded DNA binding; recombinase activator activity. Gene Ontology annotation, cellular component: condensed nuclear chromosome; DNA recombinase auxiliary factor complex.
CCAGAAGGCAGAAUCAACUGACCCGAUCAUCAUCGACAUCGCUCUCACAACUGACAAUGGCAAGCAAAGUGAAAAGCUCAGAUGUAAAGGUUCUCAAAGGUCAAGAAGCCGAAGAUGCAAUAUUGCAAUAUCUGAAAAGAAUGAACCGCCCCUUUGGUGCUGUGGAUGUCGCUGCCAACCUGAAAGGUGCAGUGCCGAAGGCUACAACGCAGAAGAUCCUCGUCGCUCUAGCAGAGAGGGGGGAGAUUGUGCAGAAAACAUACGGGAAAACCAGCUUCUUUGUUGCCAAUCAGGCUAGCAUUGACACGGUUCCUGCUGACAAGCUUACAGAACUUGAGGUUGAGUGCAAGACGGUCGAGGACAGCAACAACGUACUUGCGGCAGAGGUCAAAGCUAUAACGGCAGAACUAUCAAAACUCAAAAAUGGUCCAACGGACGAAGAACUCGAGGCCCAGAUUGCGGGCACGAAAAAGGAAAUAGCGCAACUCACCGACAGACUCAUCCCCCUUCGCUCUGGCGCACCGCUCAUUUCUGCUGAGGAACUCCUCAAGAUCGAUGCCGACUGGGCGAAAUGGCGAGCGGAAUGGACUCGCCGAAGAAAAGUCUUCAUGACGUUUUGGCAGCUUGCGACGGAUUCACUCCCACCUCAAGAGGCCGAGAUGCUCCUGGAAGAUCUAGGGAUGGAGUUCGAUACUACAGAACACAAGAUACUCGAGAAGGGACCUUUGUGCGCCAUACAAGGUACAAACGCGCGUAGUAACCUUAAGAGGAAGCGGGCAUAGUCAAUCAUCUCGGCGU